Auanema sp. JU1783 is the source of this 1479-nucleotide messenger RNA. Lineage: Eukaryota; Metazoa; Nematoda; Chromadorea; Rhabditida; Rhabditidae. The record is from the annotation of a GenBank genome assembly.
AUGUUAACUGAAAACAAAAUAGACUGGAUGACGUGGCUGAAGAAGAAUUUACUCCUGGUAAUGACUGUAGGGUCAGUUGUUCUGGGAGCAAUUCUAGGAUUUGUCAUUCGUCCAUUGCAACUUUCUCCUCAGUCUGUUAUGCUUGUAGCAUUUCCUGGAGAGUUGCUGAUGCACAUGCUUAAAAUGAUGAUUCUUCCUUUAAUCGUUUCUUCUCUGAUCUCAGGUUUAUCACAGCUGGAUGCCAAGCAAUCUGGUAAAAUGGGAUCUCUGGCCAUCACAUAUUAUGUUUUCACUACUGGCAUUGCAGUAAUUACGGGUAUCAUUCUCGUUCUCACCAUUCAUCCCGGUAACCCAAACAUCAAAUCUGAUUUGGGUGAAGGAACUGAAGGACGUAAUGUAAGCACCGUUGAUACUCUUUUGGAUUUAGUUAGAAAUAUGUUCCCGGAAAACAUUGUUCAAGCAACCUUCCAACAAGUUGCCACCAAAUACGUAAACGUCCGUCCGAAGAUUCUCAAAAAUGACAGCGCAGUAAUGUUGGAAAUGCUGAACAACGGAAGUUUAGACUAUAAGAAAGUUUCCGUUGUAUACACCGAUGGAAUGAACGUUCUUGGAAUAAUCGUUUUCUGCAUUGCUGUUGGAAUCUCACUCUCGCAAUUGGGUAAUGAAGGUCAUGUAAUGAUCCAAUUCUUUGUUAUCAUGGAUAAAGUGAUUAUGAGAUUAGUGAUGACAGUUAUGUGGUACUCACCUCUGGGUAUCAUGUGCUUGAUCAUGGGUAAAAUUCUUGAGAUUCAUGAUUUAGCUGACACAGCUCGCAUGUUAGCGAUGUAUAUGGUCACUGUUAUCUCUGGAUUAGUUCUUCAUUCUCUUGUCUCUCUUCCUCUCAUCUUCUUCGUGUCUACAAAGAAGAACCCUUACACUUUCAUGCGAGGACUUUUACAAGCUUGGAUAACUGCCUUGGGAACUGCUUCUAGCUCUGCCACUUUGCCAAUGACCUAUAGCUGCUUAGAAGAGAACUUAGGAGUUGAUAGAAGAGUAACUCGAUUUGUUCUCCCUGUUGGAGCUACAAUUAAUAUGGACGGAACUGCUCUGUAUGAAGCUGUCGCCGCCAUCUUCAUUGCCCAAAUGAACGGGAUUGAACUCUCAUUCGGCCAGGUUAUCACCGUCAGUUUGACUGCUACACUUGCUUCUAUUGGAGCGGCUUCCGUACCUUCCGCUGGUCUGGUAACAAUGCUCCUGGUAUUGACAGCUGUUGGUUUGCCAGUAAAAGAUGUAUCUCUAAUUGUCGCAGUUGACUGGCUUUUGGAUCGAAUCCGUACUUCCAUCAAUGUUCUCGGUGAUGCUUUCGGUGCUGGUAUCGUUGAUCAUUAUGUUAAAGCAGAUUUGAAAGAACAUGAUAUGUUGCUCCAGAAAGUACAUAGCCCAGAAGAUGAUCACCAUCCAAACCGUGGAGCCUUCACUAGCGUACCUCAGCAAGACUGA